This is a messenger RNA of Ambispora leptoticha, 189 nucleotides long. Lineage: Eukaryota; Fungi; Glomeromycota; Glomeromycetes; Archaeosporales; Ambisporaceae. The record is from the annotation of a GenBank genome assembly.
AUGACUAUUCGAGAUUCAAGUGAAGAUGAUGAAGAAGAGAGAUCGAAAAAUAAGGGAGAAAGAAAAAUUGUCGAAGAGGAAGAAAAGAUUUUAGAUUUAGAUUUUGAUAAUGAAGAUUGGGUAGAUUGGCCAGUAUUUGAUUUAGGUGAUGAUAGAAUAGAAGGAAGUAGUAAAGGUAGAAGGUUUUAA